Messenger RNA from Microsporum canis CBS 113480, 1164 nucleotides. RefSeq lists its product as hypothetical. Lineage: Eukaryota; Fungi; Ascomycota; Eurotiomycetes; Onygenales; Arthrodermataceae. The transcript is spliced from 2 exons. The record is from RefSeq and is a predicted model, not a curated record. The coding region runs from base 1 to 1164 and encodes 387 amino acids.
AUGAGCGGCUUCAAGGGUCUCGUCAAGGAUGGCUGGCACCCCAAGGGCAACGACGGCGGCCGCGAGAGCUGGAGGGGAGACUUCAAGGGCAUCAACCAAGUGGCCGGAUGGGUGGGAAAAGGGAAAAGCACUGGAACCACGGCCGAGCCUCCGCGCGCCAGUAGGCCUAUAUCAAGUCUAAGAGACCCUGCCUCCUUUGGACGGCCGCCUCAGCGAGGACAGCCGCAGCAGCAGCAGCAUAAUGAAGCUGCUGCUGUGAAACCUGCUCCGCCCCCUGUGCCUCGUCGAGCAGAUACUUCAGGUACCUCGACCUCGACAUCAAUGCCGACGAACACGCUGCUACCACCGCCCCCUCGACGGGCCAACGAUGCGGGUUCCACCAAGACUAAACCGUCUCUACCGCCCAGACUACCUCCUCGUCGCGAGACUGCUGCUGAACAGACUCGUCACGACUCUCCUCCCCCUGCUUAUGAACUUGCUGCCAACCCUGCCACCGCUGCUACUGCUGCUGCAGGCAGAUUAGGCGCCAUAGGGGUUUCAGUGCCUGCGCUUGGAAUCAGUGGAACCCAGUCUCAGGGCCAGGGCCAGGGCCAGGCCCAAGUGCAGAUUCCCCCAGAAGCCUCACACGCCGUGACCUCUGUAGCCCAAAGCGAACUCCAACAGCGGUUCAACCAGAUGAGCCGUUCCGUCCCUCCUCCCCAUCCUCCUCCCACUGCUUCCACCACCUUACAACCUCCUCCUCCGCAACGAAGUUUAUCAGACAACCCCCACUCCUCAUCAUCCAGCUCUCUAAACUCCUUCCGCGAACGCCACAAUGACCACAUCCAAGCUGGCAUGAACAAGCUUAACGGCCUCGACCAGAAAUACGGCAUCUCAAAGAAAAUAAACAGUUUCAUCGAGGACCAAAAAUCUCCUGCUUAUCCACAGGGACAGCAGCCCCAGCAACAGCAACAGUGUCAAUACCAGCAUACUCCCACUCCGCCUCCGCCACCGCAUCCGUCAAAUCCAUAUUCCAACCCUGACGGCAGCUCUUCCAAGCCGGAUCUGAAUAAUCGCAAACCUCCGCCGCCACCACCACCAAUGAAGCCUGGCUCCCUUGCUUCCAAUGCCGUCAGCCAUUCUCCUUCUCCGCCACCGUUGCCUCUUAACACCAAGCCGCGGUGA